Messenger RNA from Eutrema salsugineum, 1321 nucleotides. RefSeq names its product immune-associated nucleotide-binding protein 7. Gene Ontology annotation, molecular function: GTP binding. The transcript is spliced from 5 exons. Lineage: Eukaryota; Viridiplantae; Streptophyta; Magnoliopsida; Brassicales; Brassicaceae. The record is from RefSeq and is a predicted model, not a curated record. Bases 32 to 925 code for a protein of 297 amino acids.
GAAGAAGAGUUCUAUAUAAACUAGACUCCCUAUGAUGAUUAUACUUAUCAAAUAUUCAUAUCUUGUGCUCUAUCUUUACCUAGAGACUUUCCCCAUUCAAAGGUGCAGGAAUUUUUUGAAGAUGAACAAGGGUCAUUCUUCUAAGCAAGUCGAAAACAUAGUCCUAGUAGGCCGUACAGGGAAUGGAAAAAGCGCGACAGGGAACAGCCUCAUUGGCAAAAGGGUGUUCGUGUCCAAAGCACAUGCGUCUGGUGUUACCAUGAAAUGUCAGGCACAUGGAGCUGUGACAAAAGAUGGUCACACAAUCAAUGUGAUUGACACUCCAGGUCUGUUUGAUUUGUCGGUGUCUUCUGAGUUUAUAAGUAAAGAAAUCGUUAGAUGCCUCACUCUAGCGGAAGGAGGGAUACAUGCUGCAGUUUUAGUUCUAUCUGCGAGGAAUCAAAUUACUCAAGAGGAAGAGAAUACCCUUAGCACCUUGCAGGCUCUUUUUGGGAGUGAAAUCCUUCCUUAUGUUAUUGUAGUUUUUACCGGGGGUGAUGUGCUAGAAGAGAACAAUGAGACACUGGAAGAGUUUUUGCGUAGAGAUUGCCCUCCCUUCAUAAGGGAAGUUAUGAAAAGGUCUGGUAACCGAAUGGUUCUGUUCGAUAACAAGAGUCAUGAUGAUGACAAGAAGGCAGAACAAGUCCAUAAACUUCUCUCCCUAGUAGAUAAAAUCAGAAGAACCAACCAUGGGCAGGCAUAUACGGAUGACGCGUACCAUGAGAUAAUGGCAGAGACUGAAAAACUACGUAAGAAGCAUGAGGAGCUGGAAUCAAAGAACCAUUCAAAAGAUGUUGAAUCGCUGAUGAAAGAUCAGUUACAAGCAUUGUAUCAAGAGAAUCUUGACAGAAUGUCAAACGCGGUAAAAGAAAAAUUAAUAAUCUAGAUGACUAGUUGUUAACUGAUAUUUGUAGUAUACUUAACUUAAUAACCUCUUGAUCUAUUAAUAAGAUGAACACGAAGCUGAAAGCCGCUUUAGAGCAGGGGAACCAGAACUCAAGUGCGAUAAGUGCUACAGUGGGCCUCCUACCUGAUGGUAUGCCAACGAUAUCAUUUUCGGUGCCCAUGAAGCCAUUACACGGGGGUCGAUGCAGUAUCCUAUGAAAAAAUAUAAUGUCUUCUAUUUAACUUAAGUUGGUGCCGAAUAAGAUCACUAUCAAAGUGAUUUUGGAUUGUUUAUUCCAUUGUUUUUCUUUCUUUAAAUUCUGCUUUCUGUUUUAACUCUGUUUUUCCCAUUUUGUACCUCAGCUUACAUGCUCUGUCAAAAGACAUGUGUGGUUUC